GACCUGGAUUACCUCCAGGAGCUCAUAGCCAUCCAGUCGGGAGGUCCGAAGAACAUAGGCUUCUUCGGCACCAGGAACAUGGGUUUCCUGCACCAGGAGCUCGUCGAGAUCCUGUCCUACGCCCUGGUGCUGACGGAGAACCACAUAUUCACCUCGGGCGCCACCGGCACCAACGCCGCGGUGAUCCGCGGCGCCCUUCGCGCCGAGCGACCGGACCUGCUCACCGUGAUCUUACCCCAGAGCCUGGAGAAGCAGCCGGAGGAGUCGCGGGAGCUGCUGGAGCAGGUGGAGAACGUGGUGGAGCGGGGGGAGAAGGAUCACCUGCCGCUGGGCGAGGCGUCGAGGCUGUGCAACGAGGACAUCGUCGGGCGGGUGCAGCAGGUGAUCUGCUUCGCGUUUCACGACUCGAACACGCUGCUCGACACGUGCAUGGAGGCGAAGAUGAGCAAGAAGAUCGUCACCCUCUUCUACCUCGACUGA
Messenger RNA from Micromonas commoda, 480 nucleotides. RefSeq lists its product with no specific name. The annotation marks the transcript as partial. The record is from RefSeq and is a predicted model, not a curated record. Gene Ontology annotation, molecular function: S-adenosylmethionine-dependent methyltransferase activity. The transcript has a single exon. NCBI's taxonomy places the organism in Eukaryota, Viridiplantae, Chlorophyta, Mamiellophyceae, Mamiellales, Mamiellaceae.